UACCCAGCUCUACAAGUUGUUUGACAACUUGUCAAUAAUGGGCAAAAAUCACUGAUUGACGUUGACACAGGCUGGGGUUGACAUUUGACAUAACAGCUUUGUUUGUGAUAAUUGUGAUUGUGAUAGAUGUCAUACUCUGGUAUUUGAUUUCCCAAAUUAUUAAACAUGAAGAAAAAGGUGCUUUUAAUGGGUAAAAGUGGAUCUGGCAAGACCAGCAUGAGAUCCAUAAUUUUUGCAAACUACAUCGCCAGAGACACAAGACGAUUGGGGGCGACAAUUGAUGUGGAGCAUUCUCAUGUUCGGUUUUUGGGUAAUCUUGUCCUGAACUUGUGGGACUGUGGAGGGCAAGAGGCAUUCAUGGAGAACUAUUUUGCUUCCCAAAGGGACAACAUAUUUCGCAAUGUUGAGGUGCUGAUCUACGUGUUCGAUGUCGAAAGUAGAGAGUUAGAAAGAGAUAUGCAUUAUUAUCAGUCUUGUUUAGAAGCACUCCUACAAAACUCACCAGAAGCGAGGAUAUUCUGUCUUGUUCACAAAAUGGAUCUUGUGGCUGAGGAACAGAGAGACAUUAUUUUCAAAGAAAGGGAAGCAGAUCUGAAAAGGCUUUCUCUACCUUUAGAAUGUACUUGUUUUAGGACUUCAAUAUGGGAUGAAACCUUGUAUCGUGCUUGGUCUAGCAUAGUUUAUAUGUUAAUUCCUAAUGUUAAAGAAUUAGAAAGUAGCUUACAGAAAUUCGCUAACAUUGUAGAUGCUGAUGAAGUACUAUUAUUUGAAAAAGCAACAUUUUUAGUAAUAUCCCAUUGUCAAAGAAAGCAUCACAGGGAUGUGCAUAGGUUUGAAAAAGUAUCAAACAUCAUCAAGCAAUUUAAAUUAUCUUGUUCCAAAUUAGCUGCACAGUUCCAAAGUAUGGAAGUCAGAAAUUCAGCAUUUGCUGCUUAUAUUGAUAUGUUUACUAGUAAUACCUAUGUAAUGGUGUGCAUGUCAGACCCACUGAUUCCUUCAGAGGUUACAUUGAUAAAUAUUAGAAAUGCAAGAAAACAUUUUGAGAAAUUAGAAAAAGUAUCAAGCUCAUCCAUGAGGCAAUAG
Molecule: messenger RNA, 1083 nt
Organism: Acanthoscelides obtectus
Lineage: Eukaryota; Metazoa; Arthropoda; Insecta; Coleoptera; Chrysomelidae
Source: the annotation of a GenBank genome assembly